Messenger RNA from Acipenser ruthenus (sterlet), 1450 nucleotides. Its product is annotated as mitotic spindle assembly checkpoint protein MAD2B. Lineage: Eukaryota; Metazoa; Chordata; Actinopteri; Acipenseriformes; Acipenseridae. The record is from RefSeq and is a predicted model, not a curated record. Gene Ontology annotation, cellular component: zeta DNA polymerase complex. Bases 127 to 762 code for a protein of 211 amino acids. The transcript has 9 exons.
ACCACGUGUGAUUUUUGGGAUUCGUCAUCAAAGAGGGACAGACGCUGUGCAGAAAAGAAAAUACCGGUGCUACUACAUGUAAACACUUGGACAUUUACUUCACAUGCUAUAACGCUUGUUAGCAGUAUGACAACCCUCACGAGGCAGGAUCUUAAUUUUGGGCAAGUUGUUGCUGAUAUCCUGUGUGAGUUUCUGGAGGUGGCCAUUCACCUCAUACUCUAUGUCAGGGAGGUUUACCCAAGUGGGAUUUUCCAGAAGAGAAAGAAAUACAGCGUACCUGUGCAGAUGUCCUGCCACCCUGAACUAAAUCAAUACAUCCAAGACACUCUCCAUUGCAUUAAACCACUGAUUGUGAAGAAUGAUGCUGAGAAAAUAGUCGUUGUUAUUAUGGACAAAGAGCAUCACCCAGUGGAGAGAUUUGUGUUUGAAAUGUCACAGCCUCCUCUGGUCUCUAUCAGCUCUGACACCUUGCUUUCUCACGUGGAGCAGUUGCUGCGAGCAUUCAUCCUAAAGAUCAGUGUUUGCGAUGCAGUUCUAGACAACAACCCCCCUGGCUGUACAUUUACAGUACUGGUUCACACCAGAGAAGCUGCCACUCGCAACAUGGAAAAAAUCCAGGUCAUUAAGGAUUUCCCUUGGAUUGUUGCUGAUGAGCAAGAAGUGCACAUGCGGGAGCCCAGACUGAUCCCUCUAAAAACCAUGACCUCUGAUAUUGUCAAAAUGCAGUUGUAUGUAGAGGAAAGGGCUCAGAAGGCUUCUUAAACCUUUAACUGUGAACCGCACUGAAUCCGCUUACAGUUUGACUCAAAAGAGGCAGAAACUGGCUUCCGCUAGUAACCCAGGGUUGGCAAGGAAAAUGCCUGCAGCUGCAUCAACCUUUCAUCUGCCAGAAGCAACUGCUACAGAGUGGAGACAAGAAGACUUGAAAAAUAUGUAUUUUCUUUAUUAAUCCUUACACUAGAAAGGAGUAAAUGAGUUUCAAAUGCUAAUUCUGGUGCUAAAAAAUGUAGUAUUUCUAAGCUGUACAAUGUAGUACUAUAGGUGGAGUGCUAUAGCUUUAUCUGGGCUGGCACACAAUUCAUUUUUGCAUGUUUUUGCUGAGCUGCCUGCAAGAAAGCAGUCUUGUCUGUGCAAGUGAAUGCAGUGUUGAGUAUUGUGCUUAGGUGUAAGAUUUUCUUAAUUCUUAAGGAAAUCAUUUUUUAAAAUAUAUAUCCAAUGUCCUUUCUAACCAAUAGGAUAAAAAUACUUUUUAUAAUGCCAUGGACUGCUUGUCCAGUAUCCAAGCUUUUUGUGAAACCCAGAUGAAAUUUACUGGCAAGCAAUCAUUUUUGUCAUUCAGUCAGAGGCCUGUUUUUACUGUUUUAUUUCCUGUUAAGUUUCAUUAAUAUGUACUGGUGAACCCAGUUUCUGUAAUGAUGAAGUAUGUUAUGAAUAAAGUAAUUCAAUAAUA